AUGAAGCAUGGCCCCUGGCAUGCCAUCCCAAUCAGCAAUCUGCCAGGAUGGUACUGCAAAAGGCAUUUGGAUCCUCCUGACGCCAUCGAAACAGCUGCAAGACUUCAUUUUGAAGGCCUUAACAAGAAGGUCUUCGCCCCAUGCCUUGGCCAUCUCCAGUCUACUUCAGAUCCUGAUGCGCCCCAUGGAAAAGUGCUGACCGAGCUCUUCGCUCUGGCGGAUUGCCACGAGGAGGAAAAGUCGGUAGUGUUUGGCCUGGUUUAUGCAAUGCUUUCCAUCAACUGGGACCGAAAGUCAACACCAGGCUACUAUGACUAUUUGAAUCUAAUGCGGGUGCUGGACAACUCUGACAUUGUCGUGCGUGCCUUGACCUCAAUCUCUGGUCGCAUCAGCGAUGUGCAGAGUGCAGUGAGGGAGCGGCUGCUGUUGCUCUUUGGCGACAUGGUUUAUGCAAAUUGGCCAAAGGCUGAAUCAAUCUUGUUGGCUUUGCAGAGGGCAGCAGCUCCAGGAAAUCUUUGGCCUGGCGCAGCAGAGCUUAUUGGCAGUUUGCUGAGCUGCUUGGUUGCCAAUACAAGUUGGAUCUUGACGAAGGACAUGGCCUUCAGGAAGACAGUUCUGUGGCUUCUCCGCUGGACCGCCUUCAUGGAGCUGACGACCGGCUCUGCCGAUGUGAAGACUCAUGACCUCCGCGACAAACUUGACGAGGCCACCACCAAGCUUUUGGCAAGCAAAGAGAUGCUUCGCGCGCAGGGGGAAGCCUUGGGCUGGGCACUUUUGGCUUCGCGAGUGCCCACGUGGGAAUCUUUCAGGUGUGGUCUGGGCAGAGAAGACCUUUGCCAGGCUGCAGAGGCGCAGCGUUGA
Molecule: messenger RNA, 861 nt
Organism: Durusdinium trenchii
Lineage: Eukaryota; Dinophyceae; Suessiales; Symbiodiniaceae
Source: the annotation of a GenBank genome assembly